Dermacentor andersoni is the source of this 3407-nucleotide messenger RNA. RefSeq names its product proton channel OtopLc-like. Gene Ontology annotation, cellular component: membrane. Lineage: Eukaryota; Metazoa; Arthropoda; Arachnida; Ixodida; Ixodidae. Gene Ontology annotation, molecular function: proton channel activity. Gene Ontology annotation, biological process: proton transmembrane transport. The record is from RefSeq and is a predicted model, not a curated record.
UUGUGACGACCACAUGGCAAGUAUUUCCCUGCCGGGGUUUUCUUCGGUGUGCACGCGUGCACACGUUUGCGCAGAUGGAUAGCACGCCGCCGACAGCAAGCCGUGUGCGGGGAGUCAGCAGCCAUAUUAGCGGCGAACCAAAGUUCGCUGCACGAGAGCUCGGUGUCAUCGGACAGACUGUGCAACGCCGAAAAUACGACCUGGACCGGCCGGCGGAGAACUUUCAGCUGGACUCCUUCGUCGGGACGCCAGAAAUCACGGCGUACAGAAAGCAACUGCAAAAAGUGCGUUCCUCCAGCCUCCAAGCUGAUCGUGGCGGCGACAAGACAAUGGUGACAUUAACGCGUAUCGAGCGCUCUACUUCGGAGCCCUGCUCGAUGGUCCACGCGUACCAGCAGGAGCGGCGCCGUAGGGUACAGAGCCGCUCUUUCUCCGUGGAUCUCAGCCGAAGACAGAACGAGGAAAUGCUCUGGAGCAACCUGGCGUCUCUGCUGAGCUACAUCUACGCCACUCUCAUCGUGGUCCUCGGAGGCGUCCUGACCGUAGUCCAUACGUCGGUCAAGAUAGGUCGACACACGAUCGAGCUGGAUGACGCAUUCGCCUGCGUGGUGUGCGUGGUCGGCCUAGCUUGGCUGGUAUUUCUGCACGUGGACCUGACGUGGCACGAUGCGCGCCGCUCUCGCCGGCCGACCGCGCCGUGCGGGCGGGGCAGCAGCUGCGCCGGCAGCAGCUGCACCGGCGACGCCGAGUCCGUGGGCACCGCAGACGCGAUGGACUGGAAGGGCUGCCACAUGGGCCAGCCCCAUGGCUACACGUACCUCACGGGAAGACACAGCGGAAGCUUCUACCUCAAGGCCGGCAUGACAGUGUUCUGUUGCGGCCACCUCAUUCACGAGGGUCUUCUUCUUGGCCAAGAGAUCAUUGCAUGGAUGCACGCCGGCGAAGUGUGCACCGACAUCGCCCUGCUUCUGGUUCACUCGCUGAGGCCGCUCUUCUCCUUCUACCAGCUGUACUUCCUCUUCAAGUACUCGAACAUUGUAAUCAACCGAUGGGUCACACUGGCCAAAUUUGGCAUCAUGCACUGCUUUGCAACCACGCUGACUUUUUGGUUCCGAACCGUCGUCAACGACGCCUACGGAGACGUCGUCAAGGCUCUCAAGGGCAAAGCUUACAACCCUGUCGUCGCCCUUCAAAGUAACACCAGCUUCGCAGAACCCCAGUUGUACCUAUCCGAGCGGCCCGAGUUCGAGAGCAACUGGAGCUGCGCCGUGGCCGACCUGUUCUCGCCGGCGUACAUCCGGCCCAUGCCGUACCUGUACCCGUUCGCCAUCGAGUUCAACUUGGUGCUCGCCGGAGUCUGGUUCAUCGUGCUCCAGAACGUGGGCACGUCUGCGCACAAGUACUGCCGCCACGACCCCGCAGCCGAGGCUUGCAGUGCGGUGACCCAGGAAGCCUCCGAGAACAACCUGAUCAUCAAUGCCGACUGCCACUCGGCCAACCGCGGCCUGUUCGCUGGCUUCGUCGUGCUACUCGGCUCUGUCGUGGUCAUGAUCAUCUUCUACGUUGCGCUGCUCGAAAACAGGUACAGCAAUACUGGCGUGGCCGUCUACCUCGGCCAGGAGGGUGUGCUCGUAGCGCUGGCGUUCUUUGCCUGCCUGCUGGCCUACGGCCGCGUGGCCACCCUGGAUGUGAACAGCCACCCCAUCACGAUGCUCGAUGACUUCCUCUUGUGCAUCCCCACCCCGUUCUUCUUCGCCCACGCGACUCUGGUUGUCAUCGCCGAGCUGGAGGUGGGCGGCAGCUACGUGCGCAUGACGCUGCAACUCUUCUCAGUUGUGCAAGUGGUAACGCAGACGCCACUCAUCAUCGACGCAUUGCGGCGGUGCAGCAACAGCCCCUCCUUGCGCUACAAGAAGCCCGGCCGGGAGAUCGUGUCCUUUUUGAUCGUGGUCAACAUCACCAUGUGGAUCGUGUACACUUUCGAGAGCAAGGCCGUCGGCAAGCUCUUCACGGGCACGCGUUAUUUCGGUCUACGAUCCUGGGUCUUCAUCGAGCACACCACGGUGCCCCUCAUGCUCUUCUACCGGUUCCACUCAUCCGUGUGCCUCGCCGACGUCUGGAAAUCGGCGUACGAGGCCGAGUGAAGGCCCGGGCAGCGCCGCGAAAUUAGGCGCGAGCGCUUCCAGCAAUCGCGCGUAAAGUGUUACGCUUUGUUUUGAGGCCCCGGUGUCACCACACGCGACUGAAGCUUGCCGACGAGCGUGCAGUUCCUGCUUCACUGCUGUUUCAUGACUGACCGCUCAACGUGGUCGUUUACUACGGGCGGCGAGUGUUCCACGCCCCUGGCCAAGACGCCUUUCAAUGAUUCUUCUAGUCAACUUAACCUCGGUGAUUGCGUCAGCAAGUGAACACUCGUGAUUAGACUCCUUUCCAUCAUUUUCCCUCCCUGAUCUCAGCAUUCUCCGAACUGUUUGAGUGUUUUCAGUGACUAUUCUGUUCAGGCAGGUUCAACAUGGCAUUUACAAUCGCGUUGUUUCGGAGGAAACCAGACACUGAGCAAAUAGAGCUGUGUACUUGCUGCCCGAACAGUUAAUGCUUCUUGCCCACCUCAUUUGGUGGCUCUGCGCCCUUGUUUGUGUAAUUACAAAGCACUCUCGCCAAUGAGUGAACUGUGCGAACUUCUCGCAGUCUCCUUCAACAGCAUAUACCAGCAACUAACUUCGACCACUGCACGAGGCACGAACUCCAGUGACCAAGCAAUGCAUCGGGCUGAAUACAGCUGGGCACGUGAACGUGAGGAAUUCAUCGCCAGAAUUCAUUAAGGAAGCUUCCCAUUGCGAGGCAGCACAGCACAUCUGUUCCGCCAAGCUGUGAUAUCUGCAAUCUGUGAUUCUCUCAUUGAAGAUGACUUGCGCUUUCUUACCAUGACUCUUUUUAUUGUAUGUUUCAAUAGCUGUACGUUCGUGCUGUUUCAUGUCUGACUUAUCGCCGGUAGUUAAUAUAAUGCAUACAUUCGUUGUUGCUACAUCUUGUGACCACAUGUUGUGAUAAAGCUAUUUUCAGCAUUUUUUAACGAUUGCGACUUUAUGCAUCCGCCAAUUUUACUUGUAUUUGUCUGACUUCGUGAGUAGAAUAUUGUUGUUCAAGGCGUGGUGAGUCUUCACAUAAGCGCUACCGAGCGCCUUUUUUUUUCCCCUUAAACCUUGACAGACUUCGAUGUUGAUCUGUCACUGCCUCCCUCGCGCGCCCUUUAUUAUUUCUUGUCGCGCGUGUAAGUUCUUUUAGUUUAGCGUUUUAGUUUUUAGUGCGAGUUCUUUGUGUGAAAAUAAAGUUGUUCAAUGGACGUGGUGCUCCGAUACCAAAGUGUAUGGUAUCGCAACACUCCUCCGUUCAGGCACACGGCACCA